GGGAAAAUGGAGGUCUUGGCAGCCUGGCUGUGGAACGAGCGCUUCUGGUUUCCGGCCAACGUGACCUGGGCCGAUUUGGAGCGAGAGAACGACGGGUACCGCGCCGUCCACCUCCUGGCGGCGCUCCCGCUAGCGGCCGGCCUUUUGGUCUUAAGGCACUUCUUCGAGAGGUUUAUUGCCAAACCCUGUGCUGUGCAUGUUAACAUUCAAGACAGUGGACCUCACAGACAGCAACCCAAUGCAAUUUUAGAAAAAGUGUUUACCUCCAUCACUAAAUAUCCAGAUGCAAGACGAUUAGAAGGUUUAUCAAAACAGCUAGACUGGGAUGUCCGAAAAAUCCAGCGGUGGUUUCGUCACCGGAGGAACCAGGAUAAACCAAGCACCCUUACAAAGUUCUGUGAGAGCAUGUGGAGGUUUACAUUUUAUUUAUGUAUUUUUACAUAUGGAUUCAAUUUUCUUUGGUUGUCACCCUGGUUUUGGGAUACACGACAAUGCUGGUAUAAUUAUCCUCAUCAGCCUAUAACAUCUGACAUUUACUACCAUUAUAUCAUCGAAUUGGCCUAUUACUCGUCUCUUUUGUAUUCACAGUUUACCGAUAUUAAGCGAAAGGAUUUCUUCAUGAUGUUUGUCCAUCAUGUGGCUGCUGUUGGACUGCUCAUCUUCUCCUACUUAAACCACAUGGUGCGAGUAGGUACUUUGGUCAUAUGUCUCCAUGAUUCAGCAGAUAUAUUAUUAGAACUUGCAAAGUUGUUCAACUAUGCGAAGUAUCAGCGACUCUGUGAUGCCACUUUUAUAAUAUUUAGUGUAGUGUUUCUUAUUACCCGCUUGGGGUUUUUUCCUAUUUGGAUACUGAAUUCUACAAUGUUUGAAAGCUGGAAACUAAUUGGCCCCUACCCAUCCUGGUGGUUGUUCAAUAGCCUUCUCUUAAUUAUACAAGUAUUACAUAUCAUCUGGUCCUACUACAUCAUUCGCAUUGCCUACAAAGCUGUGGCACGAGGAAAGGUAUCAAAAGAUGAGCGCAGUGAUGUGGAGACCAGCUCUGAUGAUGAUGAUGUGACUUCAAACAACAGAAAAGGAAUUCUUAAUACUCCAAGCAAUGAUCGCAAUCGGAUAAAUGGCCAUGUAAUUAGUGACCAAUGGGCAGAAGAGUAAAAACGGGACAGCUGCCCCCACUCUAAAGAUUUGAAUUCAAAUACCUAGAAAUGCCCCCAGUUACAAGAAAUUUUUAAUCAACUGCCACAUCACUCCCAAAUCCUCCAGCGAAUCUGAAACAGGCACAGCAUGGGCAAUUUUGCACAGGAUGAAGAAGCUGAUUACUAGUGCAAACCCUUUUUCGACUUUAACUUUUAAAAGAAAAUAAGCCAUUUUGUAUUUAAUGUUUGUUUGAAAUAUGUAAGAGAGAAGGAGAGAAAGUAGACUUCAGAACAUUUUUUCUUUGUUAAGCUUGAUCACUAACGAGUUCUGUCUGCUUUACUACAUUCCAGGAUAUUUGGACAGUCAGUCCAUAUUUCUUGUAGGACCUACUUAUGUCCUAGGAUGCUAAACUGGGCUACACCUAAACAACCUGAGGAUUGUGGUAGAGUGAAGGGUUUGCUUAUUACUGCAUGGCAUAUCAAUGGUAAAAAAAAUUUUCCUCAUGUCAUCUUACUGAGUGAUAAGAAAGAGAAAGCUGGCAUUUAUUAUUUUUCUUGAGUGGUGCAGCAUCUCCAAAGUCUUCAUUGUGCUUUUUUUUUUUUUUUUUUACAAACUCUGGAUUUGAGUUCAUGUAAGAAUUACCAAACAAAACGAGUAGUUUUCAGCGAUAGGAUUAUAGAUAGGGAUGACCAGUGUUUGUUGCUGACUGUCCCAUAAAGAUAAGUUGUGAACGUACCCAUGUUUUGAGAAGAAAAGUGAUAUCCCUGACGAACCUCAAUCUUGCGUGAUACUGCUGGGAAGCAGUGGCUGUCUCAGAAGGACUGGAUGGGUCUCCUGCCCCCACUUGCCUUUUAUUCAACGGUACUUCAAAGGAGAUGGAAGAUGGGGAAGUGUUGUUAGGACUUGGGCUUUGGAAAUCCCCUGAAUUAUCCUCAUUUUAUAUUAUUGUUUACUCUGUGAUUAAAAAGUGCUUGAUGAAUAGGA
This is a messenger RNA of Protobothrops mucrosquamatus (brown spotted pit viper), 2118 nucleotides long. RefSeq names its product ceramide synthase 5 (gene CERS5). Gene Ontology annotation, cellular component: membrane. Gene Ontology annotation, biological process: ceramide biosynthetic process. The coding region runs from base 7 to 1152 and encodes 381 amino acids. The record is from RefSeq and is a predicted model, not a curated record. The transcript has 10 exons. NCBI's taxonomy places the organism in Eukaryota, Metazoa, Chordata, Lepidosauria, Squamata, Viperidae. Gene Ontology annotation, molecular function: DNA binding; sphingosine N-acyltransferase activity.